Mercenaria mercenaria is the source of this 1918-nucleotide messenger RNA. RefSeq names its product NXPE family member 3-like. The coding region runs from base 204 to 1868 and encodes 554 amino acids. The record is from RefSeq and is a predicted model, not a curated record. NCBI's taxonomy places the organism in Eukaryota, Metazoa, Mollusca, Bivalvia, Venerida, Veneridae. The transcript is spliced from 2 exons.
CUAUUAAUAGAAUUAUUAAUUAAGAUAUAACUCUUUACAUUCAUUAUGACAGUCAUAAAUCCAUCUCAAAUGAGAUAAAAUAUAUUUGUUUAUACAGUCGUGUAUUAGUGUUAUAGUUGUCACAUAAAAUACUACAUCGUGUACAGCAUUAGCAUUAUGAACAGCUUAUAUGUCACCAGUUUGCCUCAUCAGAAUUCUUAAAAAUGGAGCAGAAUACAAGUACAGGAUUACAAAUUGCACCUAGUGGCACUUUGGCAUUUUUAAAACGUCAAAAGACACUUGGAUUUAUAAUUUUCCUAAAUGCUUGUUUUAUGAUAGCAUACAUUAUAAAUUACCAAUAUUUGACUGAAGGCAGUAUAAAAUCUAGAGAUCUGGUUGAUAACAACUCUGGAAGUCCACAAAUCAUUCUUCCAGCAUUUUGCCGGGGAAUUCAGACGUCAAACAAGUACUCCAUGACUAGCACGGCUUUCUCGAGAGCUUCAUCAGAAGUUGUACAAGGAACUAGCAACAUAGUUGUAAAUAUUGAAACAUUCAAUAAAAAGAACGUUAAAAAGUCAAGAGGCGGGGACAUCAUUUUUGUAUGGGCUAAUCAGCCCAGUGGUGAUGGACGAGUUCCUGGAAAAGUGAUAGAUCAUGGAAAUGGUUCCUACACCGGUAUGAUACGAGUUUUCUGGAAAGGAAGAACAAAAAUAUAUGUUAGGUUGGUCUCUACAGCUGAGAACACAUGUCUAAGAUAUAAAGCUCUUAAGAAAUAUGGAAACAUUGUUUAUACUCUUAGACAGCCCUAUGGGUUACGAGCUAUUUUCGUUGACAAAAAUGUGACGGAAUUGACACCGUGUAAUACGAACAAUUUUAUAUACGGUAGUUCUCAAUUAUGCAAUUUUACGACAUUGAAUGGCGGGAUGUCUUGGUUUUGUGGACAUCCAACUCGUCACACGUUUCGUUGUACAGAUCUUAAUUUCUUCUCCCUAGGACCUUUUAACAGUAGUGCAGAGAGUCCAAAAGAUAAAAUUCAAGAUCCGGGACACGGAAUGUUUAAGGAACCAAUGACAGUGAAUGUCCGCUCCAAGUCACCCAGGAAUACGACUGAAUCUUGUCGUGAACAAACUCCGUCGAUGUCUUGGACAGAGCCUUCUCCUACCGGAUAUUAUCUGAAGAGACACUGGGAACCAGCAAAUUGCCAUACAGCUCUUAUGCAUACAGUGAAAAGUUAUCGAUCAUGUCUUAGAAAUAAAACUUUAAUUAUGCUAGGUGACUCAACUGUAAGGCAAUACGUUAAUUUCUUUUUAAAAGACAUUCUAGACUUCGAUAGCACUAUAGGCAAAGGAUUAACAUUUGGACCUAAUUUUGAAACUUACCAUGGUCGCAAUACAUUUACAAAUCACGGUAUUACUAUUAUUUACAGAAAACAGGCGAUGCCGUUGCACUUUUCAGGUGAUAAAAUUCCUAUUAACAAUAUUUUGUCAUUUCCACAGAUACUUGAUUCAAUAACAGCAGACAAUAUAUCUGACAGUUCAAUAAUUGUGCUUUUAAACUAUCAUACCCAUUUCACAGCGUUCCCACCUGAAAAGUAUCGCGAACGAGUGCGGCAUUUAGUUGAAUCAUUAAAACGUUUCUUUAUAACAAAACCGUCCGCAAAAGUGUUUUUCAAAGGUCCAUCUGCAUGCAUUGCGAAUGCAAAAUGGUGGGAUCCUCAAAUUUCCCUCCUUUAUAAGAAGAUUUUGAAAGAGGAAUUUGUUGAUGUAAUGGAUAAGGUAACUUAUUUGAAUAUAUGGGAGAUAGGAGUAGCACAUAAUGUCCAAGACGUUCAUCCACAUGGUGACGCCUUAAAAAGCCAAAUACAUCAGUUUAUGUCUUUUAUUUGCUAAUAUUUAUAAUUUGUUUUUAUUUGUACAACAAUAAAAGUGUCAAUUUUUCC